Messenger RNA from Psylliodes chrysocephalus, 7217 nucleotides. NCBI's taxonomy places the organism in Eukaryota, Metazoa, Arthropoda, Insecta, Coleoptera, Chrysomelidae. The record is from the annotation of a GenBank genome assembly.
CACACAUAAAUUAUUAUUUUGAUAAUAUCAUUUUUCAAAUAGACUCAAUGAAGAUCGAUCAAUUUUUUUUUUCCUCGAAAUGUAUUGAACACAGGACACUAUAUGUAUUUGGAAGGUUAAACAUAAACUAUAUGUAUUUAUUUAGACAUUUUUUCCGAAUUCUUUGGAAAUUUGUAAAUAAUAAUGUUAAGAUGUUAAAAUUUUCUUUUCCUACGACCACUUAGGAAAGAGACACAUAUCACACUAUAUAGUCCUAUGGAAAGUGCCCUAUAUCACACGCGUAUGAAUAAGAAUUUACUUUCCACCCGUGUACAAAUAUACUACUUUCCGCAUUAGCUGUCACAAAAUGUCAAACGCGUCAUUUCUAUUUUGAUCUAUGUAAUGUCCAUAUUAAUACUCUUCAACAAUUAUUAUUAAAAUAAUUUUAAAAUAACUAAGUUGUUUGCUUUUUAUUCUGGCUAAACACAUAACCGAUUAAAUCCUUCAAUUGACGCAAGGCCUAUUAGCUCAGAUGGUUAGAGUAUCAAACUUUAUCAACUUUGCCAUUUGAGACCUGGCGAGCGACCGCAUUCAAAUCCUUGCACGGGCAGAAUUUUUUUUUUGUUUUUUUUUUUUUGUUUUUUUAUUAUUUUUUUGUUUAGAAAAUAUGAAAAUUUAUUAAAUACGAUUAUUGUUGAUUAUUUUUUUAAAUACAUUUUAAUUAUUAUAAUAAUAAACUGGUUUUACAUUUUUUGAUGAAAUUAUUUUGUGGUCGUAGGAAAAAUAUUGUACAUCACUUGUGUGAAAAGUAAUUUUCCACACUCGUGUGAUAGUCGCACUUGGCUUGUGCCUCGUGCGACAAUAUUUUCCACUCAUGUGAAAAAUGUCACUUUCCACACUCUUAAUGUAAUAUACUAUUUUUUCUGUACGACUCUGCUCACUAACUUAUAACAUGUUAUUCCCAUACCUCCAUGGUUAUACCGCUAGCUACUCCUCUCCCUACUAAAUGGGUAAACCACUGGUGUACUAGAGACGAAAGUUGGGAUUUUCUCUCACUAGUGGCGGAAAUGAAAUUUUCGCUAGAAGUAUCCUAUAUCCGAACGAUGUAUUUUCGUAAGGAGUUGUAAAAAAACAUUUUCAGUCACUAGAACGUUCAUUAGUCUGUUAUGAUGAACUGAAAAUAUGGAUGUUGACAUUUCCAAUUAUAUUAUAAGGCGUUCUAUAUCUGAAAAAUAAUAUGUUUCAAGAUUAUUUUACAUUUUAUUUUAUUUGACCUGCCUCGUACAUUAAAUUCACCGUCAUUUAUAUUUUUUUCUUUUCAGUUCUCUUCCAAAUAGAAAUCGUUAGCUGGCACUACUAACUCGUUUUUUACAAAACAAUUUAAACCGUAGCAUUUUUCCUAUUUUCGGCUUGACCAAUUUUCUGGCAUUGCCCCGCACGACUUGCCAAAACGUCGACUUUUAUCUAGUUUUUUUCUUCUAAUUUUUCGAAAAUGGUGAUUAGUAGCGUCUGAAUCUCCGCGCCAUUCGAACGCAUGCAUCUCGGGGUAGCUAUAAAUAAAAUACAGAAAGGGAAUUCCACAGCCUAGCGCGUGUUCUAAAUCAGAUCCGUCCUGUCCUGCAUACAGUAGUUUCGAGCCAACCGAAAAUGAUGAACGUGUAGAAAAGGCUUUUUGAGUGAGUGCAAUUUUGGAAUUAUGGGUAAAAAACGUCGACUGAAUAGAUUCAUAUCCAAGUGGAUCAAGAGCGAUCUUCCGGAAGACCGCACAACGGUUUUGCUACUGGGAGUGACUAGAAUACCAACAUCUCCAUUACCGAAUCGGCGACCCUAUUCUCUACCCCCCAAUACUACCCUCGAAAAAGCCGAUUUUCUCGGCGAAGAAGGUGGCGUUAGGCAAACACCUCGCCGGGGAUCCGUUUCUGAUGAGAAGAAAAGCGUAGUCGUCAGGAGAAAUUCUUCGUUGAAGAAGGGUGGUGGUGGUAGAAGGUUACAGGUGCCGGCGAUCAACGUUCACCACGUGGACGUCGCUCCACAGGUGUCCGUCGUCUCUUUGCCAACCCCGACCGCCGGCAAAGAAUGUUUUGAACGAACCGAUUUCUCGGAAACCCCGCUGACCCAUCAUCAGCAGGGUGAAAGAACCCUUGGUGGUGACGUAGCGACUACGGCGGCAGCUAAAAGGACGACGACGAAAUCUAAAUGCGCCAUAGAUGACGUCAUGACGGCGCCGGGGAACGUUAUGGAGAGGUCCGUUGACUCUAUCGGAACGUGUUCCUUGGACGUGGACGCUUCAGUCGAUUUUUCAGAUUGGUCUGAAGCGUCUUCAGCCGGCACACUUCGAAGCGCAAGCAUCAUAUCCCCCCCGACCCCUGAACCUCAUUUACCUUCAUAUUUAAGUCUUGCUUGUACCGUUAACGGUUACUCCACCACAACGCACUACGACCCACUACGUCUGGCAUCCAGGUCCCGAGAUGCGUCUCCACACCGGAUAGAAUCGGACCCACAUCUUAAACCAUCAAGUUAUUCGAUACAGAACAACCUUCUUUCUCCACCAAACAUAGUUCCUCUACCCAUUAAAAAAAUGGAUAACACCUUAGCGCAACAUAGAAGCGAUUUCUAUAACUCAAUGAAAACAACUACGUACUUGAGCAAACAGUCAUUCACGUCAGGCAUAUUUAGCAGCAUUACGAGUACUAAAGACACGACAGAUAGCUGUUUGGAAAAUAACGAUCGCAGUAUCCAGAACAAGUGCGUUUCAUUCGAAAGCACUACCAUCUCUACCACGAACGGGCAAACGAAAUGCCUAUCCGAAACCGCGAUGAAACAAGAAUACUCAAACGGAAACGAAACGAAAUCCUUCAUCCAACAAAGAGUCGAACGCCUUUACGGCCCCGGCGCUUUGGCGCAAGGUUUCUUCAUUACCAAACCUCAGAAAACUCGUCUUUCUGAGUCGGAAAGCAGAACAUCAACCGUUAACACCGAUAGACACUCCAAAUCCUUAAAUGACGAUUUACUAGAAGACGAUAUGGAACCUUAUAUGAAACAGAGCACCAGCAGUCCCACAUUACCAGUUUUGAGGCAUCUCAGACCGGAAUUUAGGGCGCAGUUGCCGGUUAUUAGCCCUAGGAAAGGAGGACAGUUCGAAAGCGUUAUUCAAAAGAGUAUAACGAUACCUAAAUUAAAUGAGGAAAUUAAAGUGAACGGACACUCGAAAACGAACGAGAAGAAUACGAUAUGCGAGAAAAAGGAAGAAAGCAAUGGAUCGUUAGCUAUUAGUAAUAAGACUGGAACAGAGGAAAAAGACGGUCAUUAUUUCCUGAAGAUUAUAGAUGAGCAAGCGAAAAGAUUGUUAGAAUUGGCUGCGAGGGUAGAAAGUCAAAUAUCAACGCCAAAUUUAUCCGAAGAAGUGAUAGGAAUACUUAGAUCAGCAUCCGGAAAAGCAAGAUUAUUAGUCACGCAAAAGAUGCAACAGUUCAAAGGUCUUUGUACGAACAAUAUUAAUCGGGUUGCUGGAGAAGCAUUCCCAACCACGAACGAGGAUCUACAGGGUUUCUGGGACAUGGUUAUGUUGCAAGUGGACCAAGUAGAUGCUUUAUUCAAAGAAAUAGAAGACCUUGAAAGAAACGGCUGGAAAGAACCAGCUAAAUUUGUGCCCAAACCUUCCACCACUUUGAAUGGCUCGACCAGAUUUAAAAAACCCGCGAAUCGUCCCAAAACUAAUUCUGCGGCAAACGAAGAAGCUCGAAAGCACAGGGAAGCCGAACGAAAGAGGAUUCUAGAGGAACGACGUAAGGCAAUGAAAGCAGCUCAACAAAAUAAACCGACUAUUGAAAUUUUUGUGCCUGAUAACGCUAGCUGAGAUAGGUCCGUAGUUUAGGUCUUUUUUGCUAUUAAAUUGCUGCACUAUAUUCUUUUUUAUAUUUUUUAAUACGCUCACUUGUACAAUCUAUAAAUAUAUAACUUUAUUGCAUUGCUAAUUAUAAUGUUUUAUUGUAUAAAUACUAAAAUUGACACUGAAGAACGGCAAUUUGUUUUAUAUCUACAUUUAUAUAUUUUGGGAGCAGUACAAUAAAUUACAUAGAUAAAAACUGACGAAACAUGUGGAGACAUCACUGUAAAAUAUACUUUUAAAAAUAAGAAAUUUUCAAUAAAUUCAUCUAGGUAAUUUAAGUAAUCUAGUUUUUUUCUAUAAAAACCAGAUUUUACGACGUCAUUUUAGGUUUAUAACAUAACAAAUUGUAGGGCUUAAAAAUAUGUAUUCGAAUACAAGGCUUGCAUAAUUAUAACUGUAUUUGAGCUCUAAAAAAUAUGUUCUGUAUUGUCUCUCGUCUAGAUAUAAUUAGGCAUUAGGCAUAUUUCAAUACAGAUUCUUAAGCCUAUCAAUUUGUUAUUUCUUUGUCAUUAACAUAGCUAGAACUCCUGAAAUGGCGUCACUCCCGUUCCCACACCACUUUAAUGAAAGUUUCUAUUUAAAUAAAAAAUACACUUUAUUUCUGGUCAAGUUUUCUUGGACUAUAAAUGAACAAUUUUGCCAUUCUUUUUGUAGAAAAAUUUAAACAAGCACUCAAAAUAUAUUGAUUUGUAAUAAUUUCGCUUUCUUUUCAAUCAAAGUUGAGACUUUUAUUCAAACAUUAUGGGAAACUGAUAAAUCUACCCCUAUUGGCUGUGCUGUAUGUAUCUGCUUGAUUGCAUUUUAAACUAUUAAGGCAAUCAUUUAUUUUUAUAAGUCUGUGCACAUUUCAAUAAAACGAUAGUUUUUGAUGGUAUAAAAAUAUCGUAUUUGGUGGCUCGUAAUUUGAAGUUUAACAGAGAAAAAUAUAUGUUUAUUAACACGUUCUCUGCCAUGUUAGCAACACAGAUACUUCAUAAAAAGGUCGCAUUAACUCAUUUUCUUAGUUAAAAACGACACUAUUAUAAAAUAUGGGAAAGUGUCAAUAUGGACUAAAAGACACACUGUGGGUUAAAUUUAUUCAUGUGAUCCCAAUAGUUUUCAGUGUGCGAAUAAAGUUGUUUUAUUCAAUGGAUACAAACGCAAAUAAACACAAACAAAAGUAAAUAAAACAAAAGGAUUUAGACUUAAAAACGAUUUUUUCACUUUUUUUUUAAGUAGUUCUUACUUAUCUUUUUCGUUUAACAUUUACUUCCAUCUUUCUUUACUUACUUUCAACUUGUUGUCUUUGUCUAAAUUUCUGCAACAUCAAUCUUUGUUUAUUUUUUGAAAUCUAUUUUAGACAGGUUAUCGUCAUUUACAAGCCUACAUAAAAUCAUUUGCCAUUUGGUAUCAACAUCUUUUAAAAAUUUGCUUGGCAGAGAACGUGUUAAAUACAAGGCAGAUUUUUAUUUGCACUUAAUCUCAUUGAUCCAUUAUUUAUUGUUUCAUUGUUUAGACUUUUUGUAAUCCUAACAUGUAUAUUUUAAGAGCCAGUUAUAUCUGGAAAUAAAUUUUUAAUUAUUCUUUUUUUACUUUUUUAUAAAAAAUAAACUAUUGAUACUAAAAGGACUUUGUACAAACAGUUAUAUAAGGGGUUUGUUUUGGUUCAAACAGAACUGUCGAUUCCAGUUCUCAAAUACUGGGGAUGAAUUAAUUUUUCAAGAACACGUUGCGAGAUUAUAACAACCUCUUAGCGGAUCGAGUGUAAUUCAGUGAUUCUGAACUAGUUUCAGAAAGAACCAAAACAAGCCUACCAUUUUUGUACUGCUUCUGAUUGGUUAAUUAUUUCUUAUUUUAUUUUUGUGCUUCAAAAAAAAUUAAUAAAUCAAUGUACAAAGACUGAGUUAUAAAACAAUAAUACUGAAUAAAAAAUAUAUAUAACGCAUAUUACCAGUAAUAACCAAAAAUUAUUGUACUAAAAAAAAAAGAAAAUACAUUCCCAGUCCUUUUUAUAAUAUACUGGUGUAAUUUUUAAUUUUUUUUAGUAUUUGUUAUACACCGACUGUAAGGCAUUUUGAUGUUCUAAAAGUUGAAAGAUGUACGUAACUUUGGAGAUUGUUUAUGAGUCGUUAAUGUACUGUCUGUUUUUGUUACUCAGAAUACAUAUUUUUACUUAUUUAUCCAGAGAGUCGAUACAGGGCAUUUCACAAUAAACAAGAACUGACUGAUAAUGUAAAUGAAAUAUCCUAUCUUCCAUCCAUUUUAUAAAGUUUGUUUACACCAAAGCUGACAGUUAUUUUUUAGACGUCAACUUUUAUAGAUUUCUUUUGGCUAUAAUUUCAUGUAUUAAUUUUGGGCACGUCUAUUUGGAACGUUUCUAUUAGAAAAUAUUGUCCUGAGUACCACUUCUCUGUGUAGUACGUGGUUUUUGGGUUAUCUUUUCAUAAUUUCCGUUUUGAUAUACCUUUGUAGUAGUACAAUAAUACACGUACUAUAGUUCCAUCUCUUUAUGUGAAAAUCUGUAGUCUUCUCUCAAUCACAUAAUAUCCAUUUGUUUUUAAGCCUACAAUAACUUAGUAGAUAUAUGCUCAGUGAGGUUUGACGAUGGCCUUUUAAGAAUUCUUUGGCCGUUUUUGUUCUGGUCAGUUAAUUCCUCCAUUCAUGAUAUUUGUUUGUCAUAACGAUCUUUAUGAUACUGAAAAGGGCAACUCACAGCAACUGAGGCUCUUUCUUGGUAUAGAGUUUAACAUCUUUUUUGUGUCUUGGUACCCAAUCUAAAGUUAGUUGUUUCUGGACAAUUACAGAUGAUGCUGUAUUUAAAAUGAUUUUUUUAACAAAAUUAUUAUCCCAAAAAUCUUCGUUUCGUUUAUUGAUGCUUUAUUUGUCUUGGUAUUUUAUGUUAGUUUGUUAUCUAUGAAGAUGUCAUUUGUUAACUAUAGCGUAGAUGCUGAAAAUAUCUGAGGAAAGAAUUUAAUGAAGGUGUAAAAUUAAACUUAUAAAACGGCGACUGAGCAAACAACCAUAAAUUAUUUGAUGUUAAAAAUAUAUUCUUAAUAAUUAAUCAAGGAAAAAUUACGAAUGAGCAAACAACCAAAAAUUAUUUGAUGUUAAAAAUUAUUCUUAAUAAUUAAUCGAGUAUAUUAUUCUCCUUUGUCGGUGUAUUUGUAAUUAUUUGUUGACAGAUAUUUUAAUCUAGUUGGCUUACUAUAGAUAAGUUUUAUUAUUAUGUUAGUUUUUAGGGUGAACAGUUAAAUCAUGUGCAUUUAUUUAUUACAGAUCAGCAACUUUUUCAUUCGAUCGGCAUUAUUUAUAUCUGGUUUUUUUGAUAAUUAUUUAUAUUUGAUUAACUUACAUUAAAUAAAUUAUUUAC